UAAAUGUUGGUUCUAAAUCGUAUUAGUUUUAUAUAGGAAAAACUUAAGGUGUAUAACAAUGACGAAAAUUCAAACAACUACACAUGUAUAAAUGUAUCUGUAAGAAAAACUAAAUGCACAGUGAUGUCGAGCAGGAAAGCCUCUACCAAAUCUGUAAAUUUCAUGUAUCCCCGGGGUAGAGGGUUCUGGACCCCCCCCCCCCCCCCCCCCCCCCAUGGAAGGGACCAAACUUGGUACAUAUAGUGUAUAUGUAUAGAACAUUUAAAUAGUAUCGUCUUUAAUGCUAUUGAUACUAAAUUGAAGCUAAUUAGAUAUUCAGGAGUAGGCAGUCCUUUACCAUAAUUUAAAUUUCAAGAUCCCUGGGGUAGUCCUAAGGGUUUUGGCUCAAGGGUGAGGCCAAAAUUAUUACAGAGGUUAAUGUCUUUAUCAUUGAAGACUUCUUUUAGUUUGCUGGCACAUUAUAAAAACUAAAUGUAUAUCUAGGGAAAGCAGAAUAGGAUGUACCAAAGUUGUGAAUUUCGCAACCCCAUGGUUUUGACUCUACGACGGGUCCAAAUUAUUCACAUUGUGUUAAUGUUCAUUAUAGGCACUUUUGAGAGGGCAUUUUUAGAACUCCUCUUGUUUUAUACUGCUGCUGAAUAUUAGAAUUUAUAUCGUUUUAGAUAUGCAGAACAGGAAAUCUCUUUAAUUCUUACAAAAAUGAACAAAAUGAUCUUUACUAUCCCUUUAAGUUGGAUGUUAUCUCUGAGAUCUAGCUGCCUCUGUUCUGUUUCCAUUGAUCCAAUUUGCGUGUAGCUAUAACAGGUCUGCCUAAAGUAUUGACAAAAGCUUAUUAAUAGUGAGAAAGAUUGGAAAUGAAAUCAAAAUCAUAUAUAGACCAACAAUGCAAACUCGUAAUGAGGAGACCUUUGUAAACCAGUCCCAAACUCACGUAAGACGUGUAAAUACCAUUAAAUGGGAAAUUCGAUUUCCGAUUUAUUCCGAGGGGAAAAUGUCACCUUGAAGUCGUAUUCGGAAGUCAUAUUCCGAAGAGAAAUCAACAAUAUAAACAAUUAUGAGUGAAUAAGAGAGGAGAGUGAAGCUCUAGGCUCGGGGUUACCAGUUGCUUCCACCAAUUGGGAGCGUUGAUCGCGAGAAAGAGAUAUCACGAGUCAGAUUAACAAGUUUGAUAAAAAGAAAGCUUCACGGAAAACUCGGAUCAAGAAAUAAUGGCUGACCCCUCGUCGUCCCGGACAAUAGUAAUUGGUGUGGAUGAUAGCUGUUUCUCGGAAUAUGCCUUUAACUUUUAUCUGAGCCACGUGAGAAGGGCUGGUGAUAACAUAGUGUUAGUCCAUGUCCCAGAAUUCCAUGGGGUGAUCCAGGCACCCGCUGUCUUGACAGAUCCCGGAGUUGUACACGAGCUUUUAAAAGAAGAGGAAAUUCGAACUCGACAGCUGGUUCACAAAUAUUCGGAGAAGAUGAAGCAGUUUGGUCUUGGAGGGAAAAUGAAGCAAAUGACUGGAAAAGUUGGCGAAUCUAUCAUUGAAGCGUCAAAAACAGAAAAAGCUGACUUGAUAAUCGUGGGAACAAGGGGCAUGAGUAAGGUUCGGCGGACCUUUCUGGGGAGCGUCAGCGACUACUGCGUUCAUCAUGCACACAUGCCUGUCCUUGUCUGUCGACAUAAGGAGUUUGAUGCCCAACACGACCGCGUGCACCACCAUCAUCAUCAUAAUCGGUGACGUAAUCAGCGGACCUAGCACAUGACAGUUAAUUUCUUCAACAGCGAUACUUAGACGAAUGAUAAUUGUUCCAUAAUAUAAGCAUUGCAUACCCAUUGUAAAAGUUAUUAAAGCUGUUUCGUAUCAUAAAUAGCAAUAUCUA
Molecule: messenger RNA, 1860 nt
Organism: Ostrea edulis (European flat oyster)
Lineage: Eukaryota; Metazoa; Mollusca; Bivalvia; Ostreida; Ostreidae
Product: universal stress protein in QAH/OAS sulfhydrylase 3'region-like
Exons: 4
Coding region: 1209-1718 (169 amino acids)
Source: RefSeq, a predicted model, not a curated record